Messenger RNA from Danaus chrysippus (African queen), 1560 nucleotides. The record is from the annotation of a GenBank genome assembly. NCBI's taxonomy places the organism in Eukaryota, Metazoa, Arthropoda, Insecta, Lepidoptera, Nymphalidae.
AUGUAUAAGUCAGCAAGAUUCCUAGUAUUCCUCAUACAUCUAGUAUUCCUCAUACAUCUAGUAUUCCUCAUACAUCUAGUAUUCCUCAUACAUCUAUGUUUCCUCACAGCGAGCGUGGCCAUCAAUAUCGUGGGUCACGGCAGCGUCAUCGGCUUCUCAGCAAUCCUCAUACCAAGUCUACGCCGACCAGAGUCCCACGUACAAGCUACACCCAGUCAAGAAUCAUGGAUAGCGGCGAUCAUAGGCUUCGCGUUGAUAGCGGGCAACUUCAUCAUUACUCCACUGAUGGACACUUUAGGCAGAAAGAAAUGCCACUUGAUGACUAUCCUGCCGGUUCUGACUGGCUGGUUCCUAUUGCUGUUGGUGAACAAUGUAGCUGGUAUCAUUACCGCGCGAUUUCUUCAAGGAGUAGCAAUGGGCAUGCUUGGACCUCUGGGGUCUAUCAUCAUCGGAGAAAUGACAGACCCCAAGAAUAGAGGAGCGUUUUUAACAAGCGUCUCCCUAUCACUCACGAUUGGAGUGCUAUCAACGCAUACCAUGGGAUCGUUCUUGAGUUGGCAACAGAAUGCCUUAGUAUGUUCCUUUAUAACCUUCACAAGUCUUCUUUUAAUUAUUUACAGUCCAGAAUCACCCGCGUGGUUGAUAGCUAAGGGCAGGAUUAAAGAAGGAGAGGAGAUAUUCUUCUGGAUAAGAGGAAGAGAUCCCGACCAAGAAGCAGAAUUUGAGAAGAUGGUUGAAGCGCAAACUAUGAAGAGGAAAUCUAGUGUAAUAGGCCAAGAAUUAUCCUUCAAGAUAAAGGUCAGACGGUUUUUCGCGUAUCUGAAGGAAACUUCAAAGAAACCGGAGUUCUAUAAGCCUAUUAUCAUAAUGUUUCUUCUCUAUACUAUGUUUCAAUUCGCUGGUAUCAAUGUUAUAAGUUCUUACGCGACGGAUAUCAUCCAUACAGUUGUUGGUCCGGACGCAGAUGCUAAGUUUUUGAUGGUCAUGUUGGAUGUUGAGCGACUUAUUUGUAAUAUUAUCGCUGUGUUCUUCAUGAAGACUUUAAAGCGUAGAACUUUAUUGUUCUGUAGCGGCGCGGUCUGUGUGUUGUCAUAUAUUGGGAAGAGCGCUUAUGUUUUCGCCAAGCAAUCAGACAUGUUGCCGUUCGAUAAUAAAUGGAUUCCUAUCACUUUGAUUGGAUUGUACAUGUGUUCUUUGACUGUUGGUAUAUCGUCUAUACCGUUUGCGGUGUCUGGAGAGAUAUUCCCAUUGGAAUACAGAGGAUUGGGCGGAGGAAUUAGUGUUUUAGCUCUGUCAUUAAACUUCUUUGUAUCGGUUAAAUCUUUCCCAGUUUUAGCCAACGCGAUAGGACUACCUAUAACGUAUUUGAUGUACGCCGGUGUAGUAGUGUUAUGUUUAAUAGUAAUUUACUUUAUGAUGCCAGAAACUAAAGAUAGAACUCUUCAAGAGAUUGAAGAUAGCUUCAAAGGUUACUCUCCAGCCGACCAGAAAAGUGCUGAACCAUUGAAUGGACCAACCAAUGGAGAAAUGAGACGAUGCAGUUCUCACAUACUGUAUUAA